AACAAAAAGGAAUGCGUCUUAAUGACAAGUGUUAAUUUUUUAAACUUAAGAAUAAAAAAUAAAAUCUAGUCCUCUGUCUUGUUUUGUUGAAGUGAAUUGCAACUACGAGUAUUAAUCAACCAAAUAUAUUUAAAUAAUAUUUAAUAAUUAUUUAUUGUUACAAUUAUAAUAUUAAUAUAUAGUUAUUAAUGAUAAUAAAUUUAAGUGAUAAGACGUAUGAUAUGGUGAGCGCGUGUGAAUUCGACAUAUCAAUUCCGUCGUGUGCCAACGACGUGUUCAAUACUUACUAGUAAUAUUUAAAAUAAAAUUAAUAUUAAUAUUUAAAUUCAUGAUUAUUGAAGUUGUUAUUUGAGUAAUUGGGAAGCUUUAGCUUCGCUGUUUACGUCAGUAUUAUCAUUAUAAUUUGAGCGUGUGAGCCAACUUCGAAAAAAUUAGUGCGCUACGGGAAAAUGAAGAGAUCCUCUUCUUUCUUCAUCUUAAGAGUGACAGCGGGCUAGUGGAUACAGCUCCUGCUCGUCUUGGCAGCAUGACAGCCAUUAAUUCCGGCCCGGUCGGAGAAGUAGGAGGUGUAAGAUUGCCCUUGCAGUCGUUGCAUGGCUACGGGUCAGUUUUCAUGUACUCGGCCUCGACGAGUCCUGGAGGGACUGCCGGUCAAGGUGGCGGAGGCGGAGGUGAAGUCACCCUCCGCCUCCGCGAACCGGAAGACAUACCUGAAGAGGUCCUGGCGAGGCUUGAAGACACGGCUACACUAUCUAUUUCUCUUCAAGGCGACGCUGUUCUUAGGCUAGGUUCGGCCACUACAGGAAACAGCAAUUUGGAGCUAUUCGACAGCGAGAGUGGACCGGACCUGACCCUAUCACCUCAGACAUUCACGUCAACGGCGGAAGCCUUUAUCAACGACAAUAGCGACAGCCUGGGGGUGCCCGGUGACAACGACAUGGGAAGCAGCGAAGAGUCGAGACCAGGCACGGGUGACCCCGGAAAACUUGGAGUCAAGAAACCAAGACCUAAACCUUCGUCUCCAAACCGCCAGGGACCCCAGCAGUGUCAGGUAUGCGGCAAAGUGUUCAACAACGCCUCGGCUUUGACGAAGCACAAGCUGACGCACAGCGACGAGCGGAAAUACGUCUGUACAAUGUGCGGGAAAGCAUUCAAGCGCCAAGACCACUUAAACGGGCACAUGCUGACACACAGAAACAAAAAGCCGUUUGAGUGCAAAGCUGAAGGGUGCGGAAAAUCCUACUGCGAUGCACGGAGCCUCCGUCGGCACACCGAGAAUCAUCAUGCUGGCAGCAAGGUUAAUGAAAGCGUCAGUCCGAGCAGUCCAACAACAGGGCCCCACACUCCCAACACCCCGGGCAGUAACCCCAGCACACCGAGCACACCAGGAGCUCCUACCACCCAGAAUGGCCAUGGACACACCGCCCUCAAGCAGCUUCUGGCUAGUGAACCUGCUGGACAGACUCAGCUGCACAAGAAUUCAUCCUCGAACAACGACGGGCUAACGAAGCAACAGAUCGAGCUGAUCCAGCAAAUAAUGCAGCAAACUCAACAGCAGCAGCCCUCAAAUUCACAACAACCACUGAGUAGCUCGCCAGCAUCUUCAUCUGUUACGCAAACUUCCAAGAGUGUUAAGCCGGCUAAGGUUGUUACAGCUGCCAACAAUUCUGCCACCGGUGUCAAUUCUGCCGGCGGAAAUGCUAGCGCUAGUUCCAGUCCCAAGCCUAAGGUCUGGAGUCAAGCACAGCAACAGCAAACCCAGAACCAGGUAUCACACAGUCCACAGGCAAAUUCACCAAAUCCAAAUGCUCCUGGAAAAGCUAGCCCCUCUCCAGCAAGUUCCGCCUCACCAGGAACUCCAGGAAAAACUGAAUCGAAACUCGUCGAAUGCAGUCUUUGCAGAAGGCAGUUCAAAAAUAUUCCCGCUCUCAAUGGUCACAUGAGACUUCACGGCGGAUACUUCAAAAAGGAUGGCGAAAACAAAAAGAACGAGAAGAAGGAAGCUCCUGGACCUCCGCUUCAGACGGCUUCGGUCAAUGUCCGGGCGCUCAUUGAGGAGAAGAUCAUACAGAAAAGGACUACUGCAACAGAGGCCAACGGUCUUGCGAGAAACGCCGUUUUCAACAACGUCGAUGUCUCUAAUCACAUGAUCGGCAAGACCAAUUUCGCCGUGCCUGCUCCACCUCCGCUGGUCACUGGCGAGAAAAUAAGGCGUCUUUCUGAUAGCGAGCAUUUCAGACAGCCCAAUAUCACUGUCGGACACACUACUGUCCAGAAACAACUUCAAGAAGCCCAGACUCAGGCACAGGCCCAAGCACUUGCUGAUAUGAUUCUUAAGAGCACAACAAAGAUGACAGUAAAGAGAGCGACUUCGGACCCAGGGCAGCGGGUCCAACUGACCUACCAGUCAAACUUGCCUAGCAACCAGUCCCAACAAAACCAACAGGUUUCUGAAGGUUUUACUAUAGCUAAUUAUUCAGAGGAUGGAGGAUACUUUAGUCCAAGUCUUCAGGAUGAAGUCUUCCAGCAAGUCACUGCUGUUCCUGAUUCGGUUCUUCUGCAGGCGAGUCAGUUGGACUCAAUACAGUUCCAGGCAUCUAGUCUCUUACAAGAUCAACAAACAGACCAACUCCAAGACAUCACCCUGGAAGACCGCUUCACCAGCCAGCACACGGUAAACCCAGAUCUGCAAGCUCUCGUCAACUCACCCCUUCCCGACUCACUAGCCGAAUUCAGCACCUACGGAACUCAGUACACCGAGAGUCCACACACUCUACCAACUCAAUCGCCCUUGCCUUCGCCUCUGACCCGCCAUGACAGCCCAAGCUUCACUUACCCAACCCCGCCCUCCAGCCAGGAAGGCCUCCUGUCAGGAACUCUUCCACUGCUGAGCCCAGAAGACGAUCCGGAGGCAGUCAGACCAGUGUCUUCUCCCUUAUCAGCAGCCUUCUACACAACGACCUUAUCAUCAGCUGCUGCAGUGGAAGAAGCAUUGAACGCCGUCCUCCCAGAAGAAACUGAGGCUGACAACGGGCAGGGAAGCGGCGGGUCGGAUCUCUACAGUUCUUCCCCAAAUCCCAAUUCUCCAUUGCCAAGUCCACUAUCAGCAACUCCAGCUCCCUCGCCGUUGUCUUCCUUGCCUCCUUCUUCCGUUUCUUCUCCAGGACCAGUCACCUUUUCUUCCUCGGGGUUCCCGGUGUCGCCUCACGCGCUCCAGAACCAGAUGAUGCCCAACUCCGAAGACCCUUUGCUGUCCUCCAGUCCCAAAGACUUCGGGGCCGCCAGGAGGAAGCAAUUCGAGUUCCAGUCGUACAAGCUGAUCACCAACCAGAACCUGGUGGACUUCGGCUUGGGGAACGGAAGCCUAGCGGGCAUCGUCGUUGACAACAACGGAGAGUACAAGCUCAUCCAGACAUCCGGACUCCAGAAAACCAACGUCCUGGUCCAGGCUAGUCCUGCUCUGACCUUCAGAAAGGAAAUCCGGCUGACACCCAAGGUAGAACCUGGAAGCGUAUCAGCUUCGACGAAUCAGUUCCAGGGCAAUGUCCAGGCGAUAAAUCCUGCCAAGUUCCUCAUCCAGGCGACGAGCAUCAACCACGCGAAGCUCAAGCUCCAAAGAGGCUCACCAGCUCCUGGGGCGAACCUACCAAUUCCUAUUGAACAGAUUAAAGAAGAGCUAGAUGAUGAUAUCUUUCUCAGUCCUGGAAAUGUUUCUGCUAACAGUCCAAUGAGGCAAAGCAGGAAGAGACCCAGGGUUGAUAGCUACCCCCAGAACCUGUAUCCGUCGAGACUAAGGCGUGCUUGUGAUCGGCACUGGGAUAGUUCUUACACCCCUCCGCCGAUACUCAAUCCCUCGAGACCUGGCUCUGGGCUCUAUGCCAGGCUCCAUCAGUAUGAAAAGGAGUCGGAGAUUAGUUCUGAUGAGUCCCAGAGCAACGAUUGUCCCCCUCCAAGGAUUAAUAUUGGAACCAGGUACCAGGCUGCCAUUCCGGCUAUUAGUUGUGAGGAGAGAGGUCGUGGUGGAAGGGAAACUGAUCAUCUUUUGUGGGAUCCUGGCAUAAUUAAUGGGCUUACUGAUAAUGAAUUGGAGAUGUAUCUACAAUUCGCCUGCUGCGCUAGUGUACCUGGAGGUGGUAGAAACAAAGAGUACGCGCUGCAUCUUCUGCACAUGUGCAAAGGAAAUAUCCACGAGGCGAUGCUGAAAUUAAUGAGACCGACUCCAGCACUACCGGUCCAGCACCCGCUGCUAAGCUACGAGUGCCGCGAAUCCGACCGCUGGACGUCCCAGGAAAUGGAAGCGUUCUAUCAAGGAUUGCUAGAGUACCACAAAGACUUUUCCGGGAUCGCCAGAGAUAUAUGUACAAAGUCCGCGAAACAGUGCACACAAUUCUACUACCUCUGGAAAAAACUAUGUCCGGACGAGUACCGGCGAGUUAAAGCCCGCCAUGGCAGACCAAAGAACCCCGUUAAAUCUGAUAAGCACUGUAAAGACACUAAAGAUACUAAAGAGCUCAGGGAUGCCAUCGCUUCUGUCCAUUCGAUGGAUUUCAGUGAAGAAAAGUCUAUUCUUCAUCGAACACUCCUACAGACGAAUGAAAGAGAAUCAUCUGCUACUCUGACAACCAGCGAAGGGGAACUCAGGCUAUUUGCAGCCUACGACUGCCCUGAUAGCUUUAGCGGAAGUGUAACAGUAACGAUGGCCGGAAGCACCCAUACCGGCGUAUCCGGCAAUACCGGGCACGCUACAGUCAACACCAACUCACAAACUCACAUUAGUUCUGAGCAACAACUACCCGUGUCCACCCCUCUUCACUACCCCUGCAAGAUUUGCGGGAAAAUUUUCAACAAAGUGAAAAGCAGAAGUGCCCACAUGAAAUCACAUCGGCCAAUGCCCUCGCCAGAUUUAACGGACUCUAAGAAGCCAGCUUCGCAACAAACGUCUAAACAAUCUCGUGCACAAUCGAACAAUGCCAACAAUAUUACCAACAACUCGCCUCAAAUAAUGGAGUACCAAAAGCUCCAGAACAGUGACUUGACGAAUCCAAACGCGAACCAUCUGUGGCACAACCCCACAAGAUUAAGACCGCCAUAGAACAUACAAAUGCGCCUACUUCUGGUACCCUAGCGAAGGUAAUACAACCUCAAAGACAAUUAUAGGUACUCAGUAUGUAACGUGCGUUAAUUUAAAAAAAUCUGGAGAAUUGUUGAGUAAAAUGAAGAAUGUAACUGUAAUAAAAUUAAAAGACAUUCCUCGGAACGAGAAAAUCAAUCAAGACAUGGCCUAACGUCGAUAUUACUAUCAUCGAUCAAAUGAAACGCGACGGUCUAAAUUAAUAACGCAACAUGUACAAUGUGUGUUUUAACAGGGUGAAUUUUAUUGAGAUAAAUCGACUCGAACAAAUAAUAUAAAUUUAUCAAAGUCUACGGAUAAUCAUUCUCAAUGAAGAUUAAUAUUAUAUUAUGAAAAAAUAUAUAUUGAUGAUUAUUAAUUAUUAAACACUAAUUAAUUUCCAGAUACGAAAGACAAAUCACGUCCAGACUAUACUAUGAUAAAUAUAUAGUCGUGCAUGAUGAAUACUUAUUAAAUAGUAACAAAGAGUGUAUUAUUGUCCGUUAUAUAUAUAAAAAAAAAUAUAUAUAUUAUAUAUAAUAUACAAAAAAAAACGUUUCCAAAUAUUGUCUCAAGACAGUUUUACUAAUAUAAUUAAAUUACAUUAUUUAUUUAUUUAUUUACAUUCUUUUGUUGUUGUUAAUAUAUGGGUGCAUGAUAUUAUUGGCAAAUGUUAUUAUGGAAAUGGUAAUGGUAUUAAUAAUCAGAUUUUUUAGUUGGGUCUAGGUUUAAUUUUCUUAAUUUUAAUACGAUUUUAAAAUUAAUUUAUAAAUAAUCAAAAUAUUUAAAACUGACGAUAUUAAUAUCAAGUUUUAUUUUUUUUUAA
This is a messenger RNA of Cotesia glomerata, 5936 nucleotides long. RefSeq lists its product as uncharacterized. NCBI's taxonomy places the organism in Eukaryota, Metazoa, Arthropoda, Insecta, Hymenoptera, Braconidae. Gene Ontology annotation, molecular function: transcription corepressor activity. The transcript has 18 exons. Gene Ontology annotation, biological process: negative regulation of DNA-templated transcription; regulation of transcription by RNA polymerase II. Bases 527 to 5092 code for a protein of 1521 amino acids. The record is from RefSeq and is a predicted model, not a curated record. Gene Ontology annotation, cellular component: histone deacetylase complex; transcription regulator complex.